AAUGAGUCACACCUGCGCAUAUCACUUUGUCAAAGGUAUACUUCCGGUGUUAUUUGAACUAUGUGAGAAAGUAGGAAGCAACUUUAAAAUGGCAAAAACAACACUUGUGUGUCUUUUUGUUUUCAUCUCAUUAUACCAGUCAUGCUCUGCCAUCAUGUGUCACAGAUGUGUGAGUGCUAUGGGGGGCUGUGGAGAUGAUCUUGAUUGGAGAAUGUUUCCAUGGAGAGAUUGUGGAGAUUCAGAGUUCUGUGUCAAAAUCAUCAAAAAAGUUGGAAGCGAGCACAACAUAGUCCGGGACUGUGAGAGUAGUCUCAUGAGGUCCACGCGUCAUCGACUCCUGAUGCCAAACUUACGUCGCCAUGGCUACUGCUUACCAGCCAGAAAGAACGAUGCCUACAAACCCAUGGACACAGAAGACGAGAAGGUCAUGUACUGCUUCUGCAACGACUGGAAUGGUUGUAAUUCUGCCUCCAAGAUUUCCUCCAAAGUCACCAUCAUUUCAAUAGUAUCGGCCAUCAUCUCAUAUUCUGUACUGAGAUUUAUUUAAAUUUUAAUUUGUGAUGUGUAAAGAGUCAAUAAAACCAUUAUAUGUAUUUGGAACCUAAAUAAGAUUUAAUUUCCUUCCAAGAAUAAUGCAGCAAAGUGAAAAACCCUGUAUAAUAUUUUUUAAAAAGCUGCAAGAAAUACAUAUCAGAUUUGAUAAGUGCCAUAUCACACUUGAAUUUGUUGUUAGAAAUUGACUUUUGUCCGAGUGUGGUACAAAAUAUGACUUUACAUUCUCCUGUUGUUAAUAUCUAUUAAUUUUUAAUAUUGUGAGUAUUCACAUUUGUAUGACUCAAGAAUAUUUUAUAGAUAAAUUUUGUAUAUAUCUGGUUUUAAUACAUUCUGCACAUGUAUAUAUAUCAUUUUGUAUGCAUCAUAAUUAGCAUUGACUUGUAUCUUUGUGAUUUUUUAUAAACAUGUACUCUUCAUCUCAUCAUGUGAAUAACAUUCCAUUGUAAAAUAUACAUAUACUAAACAUUAUGUACCUGAAUGUGAUAUGUUCAAUUUUCUUUUAACUUUUAUCAAUUUUGUAAAAUUCUUUUUUCUCCACUAAUACAUAUCAGAUAAGAUAUUAUGUGUAGAUAACUCUUCCCUUGACUGGAUUUAGACUAAAUUAACAUAUCAAAGGUGCACCUUGUGGUGUAUUUAUAGUUUUUUGAUACCCCAUGCUUCUAAAUUAUAAGUUUUUCCUAAUUUGGCAUCUUUGAAGAGAAUCAGCUUUUAGAAUGGAAAGAUUGAGUGAAUGUUGAUUCAGGUUGUAUUCCGGACAUUGAAGUAGUUUUUGUAUUUAUGCUUAGUGAUCGACCAGGUUGUGAGGUUUUAAUUUUAUCCAAAACAAGUACAUUCCACGGUUCAUUUUAUGAAGAAAAAAUUGUAUAUGAACUUGAAGAAAAAAGGAUUCAUAUCAGGAAGUUGUAUUUUUUGCUUUAUUUCUACAAUUUUUAUAAUGAUGUGUACUUGUAUGACUGAUCUAUUAUACAAAAAUCUUUAUUCAGGAAAUAAAGAUAGAAAACUAUAA
Molecule: messenger RNA, 1561 nt
Organism: Magallana angulata
Lineage: Eukaryota; Metazoa; Mollusca; Bivalvia; Ostreida; Ostreidae
Exons: 3
Coding region: 2-547 (181 amino acids)
Biological process (GO): positive regulation of voltage-gated potassium channel activity; sleep; regulation of synaptic transmission, cholinergic
Source: RefSeq, a predicted model, not a curated record